Messenger RNA from Malaya genurostris, 11620 nucleotides. RefSeq names its product BUB3-interacting and GLEBS motif-containing protein ZNF207 (gene BuGZ). The transcript is spliced from 7 exons. Gene Ontology annotation, molecular function: DNA binding. The record is from RefSeq and is a predicted model, not a curated record. NCBI's taxonomy places the organism in Eukaryota, Metazoa, Arthropoda, Insecta, Diptera, Culicidae. Gene Ontology annotation, cellular component: nucleus. The coding region runs from base 238 to 1614 and encodes 458 amino acids.
GUUCGUGCUCGAGUUGAAGUGGAAAAGUUUUACGGUGUGCGUUUUUGCAAAAAUCCGUUCAGAAUUUGUUGAUUUUGUGCCGAAUUUUAGUUCCAUUUAGAGCUAGUGGUUUGAUUCACAACUGUAUCUAGUUGAAAUUUCUUGAAAGUCAUUUUCAAGGCGAAUUUUUAGGUUUUUCUUAACCUGCAGUAGUGCCCUUGGUGCAUCGUUCAGCAGCAGUGGAAUAAAAAUCGAAUAAUGGGUCGCAAAAAGAAGAAGGCAUCGAAGCCCUGGUGUUGGUAUUGCAAUCGAGAAUUCGAUGACGAAAAGAUUCUGGUGCAGCACCAGAAGGCGAAGCAUUUCAAAUGUCAUAUUUGUCACAAAAAGUUGUACACCGGACCGGGCCUUUCCAUUCACUGCAUGCAGGUACACAAGGAAUCGAUUGAUAAAGUGCCAAACUCGCUGCCGAAUCGGUCCAACAUCGAGAUCGAAAUCUACGGUAUGGAAGGAAUUCCACCGGAAGACAUCCGAGAACAUGAAAAGCAGAAAAACGGAGGUGGCGGUGGUGGACGAUCGGACUCAGAUGACGAUGAACCAGUUACGAAAAAAACAAAACCGGACGCCGUUUCGCAUGGAUUGGUAAUGCCGAACAUGAUGCCACCCCAUAUGCAGCCGUUCGGCAUGAAUCCAAUGAUGGCUCCGAUGGGUCACAUGCCCUACAUGGUCCCUCCGGGAAUGCCGAUGAUGCCUCCAAUGAUGGGAGGUCACCCGAGGCCACUGUUUCCGGCGGCGGCUUCGGCAACCACAAUGUCAGCCAAUCCUGCAAUCCAGAAACCUACGUUUCCUGCGUACAGCAGUGCGACGAUAAGCGCCCCGCCUACAACCAACACGGCGAAUGCCGCCAACGCUGCUUCCGGCGAAGCGUCCAAAUCUUCGACUGUGAUACCCGCCACAGGUACUACCUCUAAGAUUGUUCACCCGCCGGAAGAUCUCAGUCUGGAGGAAAUCCGAGCUCGCAAGCCGCAGUACCACAAAAAGAUUAGUCUAGCGACGCAGCAGUUACUGCAGCAGAAGCAACAGGAAAAACAGGCGGCAGUCGUUGCAGCUGCCACGGCAGCCGCCCAGCAGCAGCAGGUGCAGGCCCAGUUGAAAGCCCUUUCGUCGGCAGCCGCGGCCAGUGGGACGAACUCGAUCGUCACAAGCCAUCCGGGGAAGGACACCCGACUGAUGUCGCCACACGAGCAAGCAGCCGUGAUAGCGCAUGCGCAAGCUGCAGCCGCGAACCAUCACCAGAAGCAGAUCGAAGAACUGAAUCGGGCUGCCAUGAUCCAGCGGUUUCAAGCAGCGAAUGCAGCAGCCGCUUCCGCGGCAGCAUCCCGGUCUGGAGUACCAAUGGGAAUGGUACCAGUUUCACUAAAUCAUCAGAUGCAGCUCAUGCCACCGAUGAUGCGGCAAGGGCUAGCCAUCGGACCUCCAGGCGCUGCAUUGAUAGGCGGUAACAUGCUUCGUCCUGGUCCCCCACAAAUGGGUAUCGGUCCAGGCGGAUUGAUCACGCAGAUCCCAGGCAUGCCUGGUAUGAGCAUGAUGUUCCCGGGGCACCCGAUGCUGCCGAUGUUACCGCCCCGCUUCCGGUGAUCAGUUCAGGAUCCACUGAUACCACUGAUGUUGCAGGCCGGACCUGCCCUGCUCAAACUGACCCUGCCGAUUGUGUUUCCCUAAGUUGUGGUGGACCCCUUGAGCAAACAGGUCCGAAUAGCAGCAGCAGCAGCAACAACAGUAGCAGCAUCAGCAGCACGAUCGCCAUCUCGGGUAAUCUCAUCAACCGGACAGGAGGAGGGACCUCCUCCUCCCGAGCAGCGAUUCUCAACUGCAAGCAAGUGGCAAUUUUUUUCUAUUUAACAAAAAAAAGUAUCUUAUCAAUUAGCGGGUAGUGUUUAUUAAGAUUAUAAUGCCUUACAAAGUUUUUUCUAAAUAGCGUGGGUUGUUACUAGUUUCUUCGUGAGAUUAUUCGCGGUUCUUCACUGCUGAUCAAGAUAGACUCCGUGUAAUAUGUUUUCCUAGACAGAAAAAUUAGGCGAUAGUUACAUCCAAAUGGAUGUUCACAGAUAGUUUCGAGCCCUUAAUGCACUGACAUAGUAUUCAUGAUUACUAUAUAAUUGUUAGAGAAGGCACAGGAACUGACAGGAACAUGUCAUUAUCGUGAAUCGACUUGAUUCGAAUACCGUCGUUUAUCCAAACAUUGCAUGUCUAGAACCCAUAACCAGUAUAAGCAUUUUUAAAAUAUUUUACUUGCUUUGAUCGCACGAUGAUCGAAUAUUUCGAAUUAGAUCCGCAUCAAGACCGUAAAAGCUCAAUUAUGGUGUAGGGUGAUAAGGAUUCACGAUAAAGGCGUAGGGUUUUUUUUUCUUUUCGCCUAACAAUCAAACUAUGCAAGGGCUCUCGUUCAUGUAUGAUGUUUCACUUCCUUACACACUUCCUUAGUAGUUGUUAUACCAAUGAUAACGUAGCACAGUAGUCGUGAUUAUUCCUAACCGUAGCGUACGCAUAUAUUCGACAGGUUCUUUUCCAAAUUCCUUCCUCUCGGCGCGUUCAAUCACUAGAAGCUGAGCCUGAGCAAAACUAGGCAACGCUUUCCGUGCACGAUUCGCCACUAGCACGCCACAAAAAAAACCGGGGUCUACCUUUCGGGCGCAAACCACGAGGGGUAUGUCACUCAUAUGAACUAUUUUCUAUGCUAUAUCUGUGUUGGUAGGAAGCUUUCUAUCCACUGUUGAAAUUAAAACUAAAACUAUUACGCCGGUACAUCAGCAGCCUAGGUAAAAGUUCUAGAGAAUAAGUGUAACUGCGAAGAAAAAUAUGGACUCACUUGGCGGAUGUUGGUAGGCGGCAUUCGUUAGCUCGGUAUCUCAAUCGAUUACCACUGAUCCAUGCCAUCCAUACUUUUCUUUGUACUUUUUUUUGGAAAAAAAAACAUUUUACACCGGAACCGUUAAAAGUCGCUAUCGACAACAACAAAAAAAGUAAAUUAAUAAACACUGAGAACAGUAGAAAUUCAAAUGUGCUCCCGUUGCAGGGCAGCAAGUCUAAGAGCAAUCAUAAGAGUAUCGUAACUUACGUAUUAUUCACUAGAAUGCAAAUAACCAUAGUGUCCCACAACCACACACAAUUACUAACUGUUUUUUAGAAGUAAGCGAUAACCAAUAUUCAGCCCAACAGUAAUCGUAUUUAUCCUGUAUGUUUUCGUUCGAACAGAGUUUUCUCAGAAAAAAAUGAACAAACCAAUAGAAAUCGCUAGUGUGAAUGAUCCCUGCCAAACGUCCAAACCCCAACUCACAAAAGAAAAGAAAAAGUAGGUACACCCAUAUAAUAAAUCCGUGACCAUUUAUAACUCGAAACGACGCCAGGUAAGGGGUUCAAUUGAUUCAUUAAAAACCAAAAGCAAAAAAAACAAGCUACCAAAUAUGACUCACACAAGAAAACAAGAACAAAUUUAAAUCAUCAAUUCUGUUCGAUGUGUCGUCCGCGGGGGAAAGGGUAAACAGACGGUUGUUCCCGACGAAACACGCCUGCAAGUAUGCACCCGUUUUUUUUUACACCCAUAAUCAUCUACAUUGAUUUUUGCGCCUGAUCUGACAGCAGCAAAUUUUGGUUAGUCUGAUCCUGGAAAAGGGUCACCAACGUUUAGGGUCAUUUUCUGUUCGAUGGUGAAGGCUUUCGUUGUGCGUGUGUUUGUGUUAUUGUCCUAUGGCAUUAGAUUUUCCUUUUGUAAAAUGAAUCAAGUAUCAAAGUUUUGGCAUAGAUUGCUUUUCAUUUUUCCUAUUGUUUUUUUCUUACACAACUUUCCUGUUGGUUUCUUCUUAUCUUACGGUUUCCUACUAUGCUGUUGUCGGUUGUUAUACAAAUUAUAUAAAAAAAAAAUCAGACCAAUCGAAAUGAGUUUUGCUGUUGAACAUCUAGAGCAACUCGUUUCCACAGUAAUUUCGAAUCCAACCGCGUUUCUAUUCUAGGUUGUGAAUUCAAUCAUCACCCGAACUUCAUCAGUAGGGCAAUCAAUGGUAGUAGUAGGCUAGGAGAUUCAUCAGUAAUCAAAUCCCAAAGCAACUUUGUUGUUCACUCAUCCGAUUCAGUAGAAAUGUUUUUUUUUCUUCUUCAUUUGAUAACUUAAAAUAAGCAUGGUUUCAGCGCGUAAGUACACACAUCUUUUUCCUCUCACACUUAUACUUUUAUUCCAUACUAGGGUAACAGAGGUAUUUUGGCCCACUUUAGGAUUGAUUUUAUUUUGGCCCACUUUGUAAAAAUAUCCACCAAAUGUUGUAAUAUCUUUGAAAAACCCUUCCGCAAUAGGUAAUUUAAUGUGAUUAGCUUCAAAUUGAUGCAACAUGGGUUACUUAACAUCGAUGAAAUCCAUAAAGUUUGUUAGGUUGGCCAAAAUAUAUGAAGUGGCCAAAAUACCUCUGUUACCCUAUUCGAUUAUAUCAUCACUUUACUACACCUACACAUCACUACAGGCAAGUAAAAUUUUAUUGGUACUAGUUAGUUACUAUAGUUGUUAUUAUCAAUCUAAAUCCCGUUCGCCGAUGGUAGGAUGGUUGGUGUAUUGGCAUAAUUUCUCUUUGCUGGCUUUGUAGGGCACUGUUUGUUAAAGUUUUUUGUUUUAUUGCAACGCAUUUGCAACAUACACGUCAUACAUACAUACAUACACGUCCCGAAAUAAUGUGCUUUUGAAUUAUCGAGAGUUGUCACAAAUUGGGUGAGUUUGAUGAUGGUGAAAUUCGACACACACUUCGAAAAAAAAACAUGUGAAUUUACGUCUUCUGAAAGCGACAUACGAUAGUCGUAAAAAUGACACAUUUUUCGUGCAUUUUGGUAUAUUUUUAAGUACUGAAAUAUGUAAUUUUACACGCUGGCGUUAAAGGCUGGAUAGUUUUAACACAGAUUUAAAUAUUAUUGUAAAAUUCAGUUAUUUGACAAAUCAAGCUUUUUUGAAUCGUAUCAUAUGUAGAUUUGCGUCACCUGCAAAUUUCUUUUUUUUUUCUUCUAUGUCUGUACAGUAUGGCCCAUAAAAAAAUGCGAAAAUAUGCACUAUUUUAUAAGAUCUUUUUCUCAUGGUUAAAUGAAGAGCAACAUAAGUUAAGUUUGUUGCUCUCUAUUUCUUUCUCCAAGCGUGAGCGAAACUGGAAGCAUACCUUCUGAAUGUAUGAAGCACAAACAUCGAGUGCUGUACUUUUGUAAUGGAAGCUUUCAAAACGUGGACACUGGGGUGUGCUUUUCCGCAGGGUUUUAUCAUACCCGAACGUACGGAGUAAUCGAGAGGGUUUAAGUCUCGACUACUAUGAGUCCAAACAACUUUUGGCCAAAAAGCCAUGUUAUCAUUCAAGCACUCUUGAGGUCUUCUAGGAGAUUGACACGGCGCUCCAUCUUGUUGAAAAACGACCUGGUCGAAGAUCUCUUUGACCCAAAGUAGGACAUUCUCCUUCAAAAUGUCCAAAUAGAUAUCGGUAUUCACCUUCAAACAAGCUUUGAUGAGGCAUGUUCAGGCCAUUCAUUAGAAGCAACUGCUCCGAAAACAAUGAUUCCGGUAGGAUAUUCAGAAAAACGUUACCUUCUUUCUUUCAGGAUCGAUGUUGUUCUGGAUACAUUGAUCGAGAGUCUUUUCAAAUUCACAACAGGGAUUCACAAAAAUAAGAAGAUGCUCUUCUUCUUGAAAUACUUGGAGUAGGUAGUGCCAGAAACAUAACCGCGAGGUUGACGUAGGACUGCAUGUGUAUAGAUAUCAAUUGAUUUGAUACCGUUUGACCGUUUAAGAUUUAUAGUAUUGAAAAGGACCAUUCGGUUUCAAAAGAUUGCGUUCGUGUUCUAGGAAAUGGGGUGGCAGUUUAGGACAGUUUAUCAGUGAAAGAAACUGCCACAAUGUAAAAUUCCCUACGAUAUUGAACACUGUUCGGAACAUUUUUCUCUAACGCGAUGCAGCAAAAUUAAAACUAUCGUUCGAUUGGUGUAAAUUUCGCAUAGCGAAAAGUGCACAAAGCUAAUCAAAUUAUUCAAGAUUUGCACUAAACUUAUCAUUUUUACCUUCGAUUUGCAAAGAAGCAAUCCUAAUAGUUUUUAGAUAACAUUAAGAGCUAUUAGAACGACUGGUUUUGUAUAAUUUUCUCCAACGUUGUCCACUUUUCGUUUUCUUCUCCUUCAAUGCAAACGACUAUCAGCAAGAUGAUGCAAUCACUUUUGUUUAAAGCGAAACUCACACUGCGAAUGUCGAACAGCAGAUAUGCUUACAGUAGAACUAGUUGUUGUUUUUCCUGCGUUUAGGCUUGAGGAACGGAACCUCAUAUUUGCCAUUGACUAAAGCACUAGUUUAUCUCUCGAUUGCAUGCUGCAAUUCCAGUUAACGGCAGCGUUCUUGGUUUUUCCGUAAUGGUAAGAUGCAAAUUCCUACCAAAACAGAACGGAACCGUUGUUUUGUUAAUGUGUCUGUCCUUGAAUAUGGCCGACACCCCCGCUUCCUUGCUACAUCUUGAACGUCGAAGUCCGGCCACCUACUCUCGAUUGUUCCGCCCUAUUGUCUGCAAACAUGUAAAGCCGCAGUAUUUAAAGAUAGCCGUUUCAUUCAAUUAACGUCAGUAUUGAUUCAGUUUGAUAACAAGCGAUAGCCGGAUACCAGUGGGAGGACCAGAUUUACUCUGUCUCUCGUUCGAACCAAACUAGUGGCAGUCUUAACAGUAGAGCCGAUAAAGUUAAUUUUCAUUUUCUCAAAAUAGACGAAAAGGAUAAAAACCUAAAUGUAAUUUUCAGCUCCGCUUGCAAAUUAUAAGAACGAGACUCAUAUCCAGUCAAUUAUAAAAGAGGCACAGUGGUUUCAAAAUUGUAUUCUUUCGUUCAUUGAUUUUCGGUUUCCAGUGAAAAUAAUCGUAUUUUAUGCAGUAUUGAUAUUCAACCGAUGCUUCGAGAAUCGAUAAUGACAGAGAACGUUUCGUUUUUACUUGUUGGUGCUCGCGUUUUGGUUUCCGAAAAGGUUCUGGACUGUAAUUACUUUGAUCUAUCAUAUUUUAGAUACUACUUAUUGCCAAACUUCGCAGUUUUUCAUUAUAUUGAGGAAUGAGAAUUGAAAUUCGGCUUAAUUUUCUAACUGAAUCUUUCAUUGAAAAUAUGAGAUAACAGAGAUUUUUAAUUCAUGUCAAAUGCUCUCGAAUUUUUUUUAAACAUGACUGAAAUUCAACAACUCGGUUUUUGUAAAAGUCUAGUGGAGGAACAAACGACCAAAUUUACCGACCACGUUGAAACCGCGUGGAUACAAUUGUACAGACCGAAGAGCUCAAGAAAAGAACGUGCUGUCUCACAGAUAGAAUUCAAUAGACUGAUUUUAUUAUAAGUUCAUGAGUACAAUGAUAUGAUCGGUUUGAUUGGUUUGAAUGUGUGUGUCAGACGAAGCAUCGUAUUCACAGGUGACGUGAGUUUAGAUGUUAGGUAGUAGCGAGGGUUGUUCAUCGAUUACGUUCGAACAUCUAGAAUAAAUUGAAAAUAAUUAGCUGUAACUUUUUGUAUUAGUCUAAGGCUAGUCAGACAUAAUGGUAGGACUCAAAAUCUGGUGUGCCUCCAAGAUUUCCUAGCGCAUCAGCAGACAAUACAGUGUAAACCCGACAAUUUUCUGAACUUUAGAAAUAUUUUCGGAAUGGUAGAGAUAAUAUAUGGGAAUCAUGAGGGGAAUUGCCCGGGGUCGGCGGGUAAGAGUAUGAGGCGCUGAUCCGAUAAGUCAGAUGACAGUCCUGCGUAGUCGGCUAAAACAGAAGAUCAAGGUCCACAUAGGAAUGUAGUACCCUAGCUUUGCAUUGCUUUGCUAAGAGAAUUGCAAAAUUCUUACGUUGACGGUUCCUGGUGUAAUGAUAAUUUAGCUUGUUCUGUUACAUCCAUAGAUCGUCUGCCAGACAAGAAAUUUUUCGGUGAAUUUGGACCGUUUCUUCUUCUGGGCGGUCUCAAAAAUGGCCAACCUGUACUAGGAAACAUAUAACUUAUGUUCCAGAGGCAAUAAGUUAGAAGUUGCUCGGCUUAAACGCAUCAGUUGUCGUUGGUAUACCUCUCCCGUGAUGCUUUCACUCGGUUGCAGCAGCUUAUAAUACACUGCACCCAGCUGUUCCUCCCAUGCACAGAGCAUAAACUGCAGGCCUUGAAUAUUCCGAUGAACGAUCAUCGAUGAUGAUGCAUUGUCGGGUUAUCCUAAUUAGCCCACUUUUCAUCGCUAGUAACAAUUCGACGCCAGGAAAAUCUUUUCUUUUUCUUUUCUUCUAGGAUUCAAUUCAUACGGCACCCGAUUGCUUUCCUGUCGGAGCAUUCCAAUAGCUUCCAAGCGUUGGUAAAUGGAUGGCUGAGCUACUUCCAGUGAUAUUGAAAAUUCUUGUUGCGUUGACGACGGGUCUUGAUCGAGUAAUUUCUUCAAUUCUUCAUCGGAAUUCAACAUUUUCAUAGUAAAAAAACAGUUUUGUUUUCUACGCUUCAGCUAAAUGACACAUACUGAUGGAAAGGAACUGUGUAACAGUUGCUUUCGAACGGUUAUUUGGGAAGAUAAAUCACUGAAAUAAAAAUCAAGUAACCCCUGUUAGAAAGCUGUACGAGUUUGUUUAUACAUCUAUUAUAUACAAAUUUGAAAGAUCCUAGCAGCUUUGCACAGUUCUUGACAAAUUUGACGACCCUGUAAGCAAAAAACGUUCAACAGAAGUCGUUGGUCAAAUACGUUGGACCGUUGGUCCGAUGAAUGUCUAAUAAAUCGUCUAACCGGAGGCCGUAUCGGGACUUUCGUUUGCCGAUUUUGAAACAGACCUUUGAACGCGCCGUUUUUUUUUUCGCUCAACAAACUCGGAAAACAGAGAUCCAUGGUUCAUCCAUUUUGAAUGUGAGAAGUUGGAGCCCUAUUGGAUUCGUUUCACUGAAGAAUUUUGAAAGUUGCUCAUAAAUACUACAUACCUGUAGCAUUCUUCUACUUUGGGUAGAAUAACAACAAAUUGUCUUUUUAUAUGGAGAACACACAACAUUUUAAAAUUGUUUUUGUAGGAAAAAAGACAACGCCGUGCAGUAUGGCGUAACGCUCUAAACACAACAAUAUCGAACCGCUUUCGCAUGAGGGCAUAACGGACAUAACAGUUUUGAUCAAAAACGAACGUAACGACGUGUGUACCUCUUAUUCCUGAAAAUUGGUAACUCGGUGAAUUUUCUUUCUGGGAAAUAACUUCCGGAAAAAAUAUCUAUUCGCCGAAACGGAAUAUAAAUGUGAAAAUAAAACCAGUAACGCAAUAUUUCAUGCUCAUAUUUUAAUCAUUUGAUCUCUGAGAUUUUUUAUAGUUGAUCUGGGAAUUGUGUCUUCUGAUUUCCGUCGACACUCUGUUGUAAUCAUUAGAUCAAUUGUGAUAAAACUCAUUCAAUGUGAACAAUUAGCCGUUAGCAAUCAUAACUGUCAAAUAAUAUGCUAGCCGCGAACGUUACUAGUUUUCUGCUGCGAAUUUUGUGACUUUGUGUUUACAGAAUCUACAUUCGCUCCCUCGGGUCGUUCGAUUCUGACAAAUGUGUUUCCCAAAUCCAAAUGUUACUGCCAUCAUGAAUCAUUCACUCGUUUGUGACUAACUUCCGUCCCGAUUUCCAAAAAGCACAACACCAACAAACAGCUGUUGAAUGCCGAAGAAUACAUUUGCAAACCCAUUCCCGCCAUUCUGUUACCAGUAGUAGUGAUGUCUCCUACCAGCCGCCAUCAGCACAGUUGCAGCAGUACAUCUCCAGAUCAAGACUCACCUAAACUACUUUCUUUUGCUUUAUUUUUCCUUCUUCAAGAUUCCGUGAGAGCUCGCUCAUAAGACCCAAGCCCUUUCGAAAGCAUAUCUGACUCUCUGAACAAGUGCAAAAAAAAAGUCGGACCAGCUCGAUAAAAGAAACCGAUAAGUACUUACAUACAAAUUUUAACCAUUUAUUUCCAUAAUUUAAUCAACUACUACUGAACCACUAGAUCGUACGCGUCAAAAAUCUUGCGAACCCCCCCGUCCUCCCUCCAGAGUGUCUCAGGCAGGUGAUAUCCCGAGGCCCCGUCUCUCGGUAUCACAAAUUUGAUGUUGGAUAUUGGUUUAUCCCUUGCCCUAGCCGGGGGUUCGUUCGGUGGUUUGGAACCGGGUCGCUGUUGCCUGUACUGGGAAAUCCUGAACCAACCCCCUCCGAAAAGGGCAGGCGACACAUCAAUGGGGGAGGAGUUGAUGACAGCAGGAAGAAAAUGCUAAAUCUGACCUCAAAUCCUCCCCCGGGUGGUCAAUGUGUCACAUCAAUUUUGUUGAGUGAGAAGUCCCUUGUUGGUUCCGGAGCUGCCGGAAUUGAUUUUUUUUUCGGGGAAAACCGGCCGGCCGGACAAACCAGCAGGCGAAAUUUCGUCCCACGAAAUUUCACAGCCCAUAUUUAGCCAUAUAAGUUUAAUGUGACGGAGAAGGUUUCUAUUUAUAUUUCAUUUGUUGAAUUUACUGUAUGUUAUCUUUUUCCAUAUAUUAUAUAUAUUUGAUUCAUAUACGAUAGGCAUAUAAUGUUAACUGACCGAAGGGCUGUUGGACCUCUCAUCCCCUGCCUGGGGGCUUUCGGCGGUGCCGAGUUGAAAAAAAAAACUAAAUUCAAACCGUUGUCGCAUUUCUUUAAGUUUAGUACGAAGCAAACAGUUGCCUGAGUAUUUUCAGUUUCAUUACACAUUACUAAUAGCAUUCGCCCUUUGGGAAGGCACGUGUUUGUUUGCGCGGUAAAUGGACUCCCGGUGCUCCGAAUCAUUUUUCUGUUUGCAAAACAAGAAUAACUCCUUGCAUCAUCGUACAGUGAGUGAGAGUGACUCAGGUGAAACAUUGUUAGUAGAGAAAUAAUUGCCUAGGACUUUCUUUACGAGGAUUAAACUCUCAUGUUCAUCGCGGAAAAUGUUCAUUUUAUGUUCUCAUCAAUUUUGAUAGACUUUUUGUUUCUUUCUGUCACGUCAUCCACCUUUGUACCUUUUUUUACAAUUCGCGUAAUCGCGUAGAAUUAUUUACCACCGGCACAUUUGGUCGAUAUUAAGCUAGCUAGAGAGUGAGUUCAUUUAAGCUGUGUAUGGAGUUUCGUACAAUCUGUCUAUUCUUAACCACACAUUUAUCAUUUUUGUUCAUUAGUCCCCCCUCCCGUCAAAAUUUUCCCAUCCGCCUAUUUUCUACCAAUCAUUAACAGCACAGCAAUCAUUUAUUUCCGGUACGAGGCUCUUAACUGAAGGGUAUACCUUAACAUCGUUUUUUUGUUUUGCUACCCAAUAUUCCUACUAGUAAUGGUUUGUAAUUUGCAACACAACAGAAAAGUUCAGUACAUAAUAAAUUAAUUCACACAUAAGUAGGUGAUAUGGUUUAAUCGUAAUGUUAAUAAUCUUAGUGAAAUUUGACCCGUGCAGGUUUGUCAAUGUUGAACCCCCCCAGAAAAAAAGCAAUGAAUGUUUUCUUUCCGUUCGUUUCCACGUGUUGGCAGGUUCGUACUAUCCCAUAGCAAGAUAAAGGAAUCAACAUAUUAAACUAAUUUCGCUGAAUAGCAAACGCUGCUGUAGUGUAACUUCAAUGAUAAUUGAGAGUAGUCCUCGAAGUAAUAAAAUCUAAUAAAAAAUAUAUAUAAGAAAAUUGGA